AUUCACGCCAUGUGGUGAUGAGUCUUGAAAGCCGAGAUGUCGGUCAUGACGACACCGAGGCGCAACAAUGGGCGACCAGAGGCUUGUCUGCCUUGUCGUAGGCGCAAAGUAGCCUGCGACCACGCCCGUCCGAUUUGUUCUCGAUGUAUUCGCAGAAAGCAUCCAGACGCUUGCAAGUAUGGUGUCAGCAUUGUAUCGAGUCGACAACCCGUCGACGAGCCGCUGCGUGCGGCAUCACCGCAGAUAAAUGAUGGCCUCGAUAUUCUGCCUGAGCCGCCUGUGAGAGCAGCGCCGCGGAAUAGCGAGGAUUUUACACCAGGAUACUUGGGCUUUACGUCUUUCUAUCGAACGUUCAAUGAGGCGUCUACAAGUAUACCUGCAUCGCCUCAUUUCGAGCUGGGCAAUUCUCUGAAUGAAGUAUCGGAUUCUCCAGGAGCGGUCCUGAGCCUGCCAGAUCCCACCCUCCAAGCCAGUGUAGCGGUGCUGAAAUGUUUCCCAGGGAGGCAGAAAGCGCAGGACCUCCUCAGAGCUCAUUUUGAUCCUCACGACGGUUGGCUGCGUCCCGUAGCAGAGUUUACUCUAGUCGAGCUUUAUGACACCUUCGAUCAAGUGAUUACAGGCACGCCUUCCCAAGGUCAAUUGGAAACCCUGGCUCGUACCAUUUCCAACAACACAGCGAGACCGUUUCAAGAUGACGAAGUAGAUGCGCGAAAAUGGAUUGACCAGUUUUCCGGCAGAAACACCAGAUGGGAAACACUAGGUAUUCUGUUCAGCUACUGGGAGUGCGGCGCGCGUAACAGCAUUAAUAGAGACGAGAGGCUGAUGGAAUCCUUUCAAAGAUGCGUCGAGCAUUGCUUUCGAAUGGCAAGAAACGCUUCGAGCGGAGCAAAUUGCAUGGUGCUGUACCUUUCGUGGAAGCGAACUGUGUUUGGGUCGAUGACAGCAGGAAGUGCUAAUUUGCUGUGCUGGGAAUAUCACGCAGAGUCUGUGGCUCUGCUAACUUUCGCAGGAUGGCAUGCGAGCACCAUGCAAGCUCAGCAAUCUCCUACCCUGGCUUCCGAGAUGAGGCAUAGAAUCAAUAUCAUGAUAUAUGUAGGCGACAAAAUAUCAGCAUCCUUUACGGGGAGACCUCCUUUGAUGAGUCGAAGAUUCAUGUCGGCCCCCCUUCCCCUUGACCUAGAGGAUGAUGCCUUGCUUUCGGAUAGGAAUACGUUGCAGAGCGCUGCGGCACUAUUAAACGAGACAGAAUGGGCUGACCGAGACAAUCUGUGCACGUCGACGUUUCUUCGGGCUCGAGCGAAGCUAACUUUCAUAAGAGAAGAGAUUCUUGAGCUUGCAUUAGGUGGGCAUACGACCACUAGUGCUGAUACACUUCGAGAUGUCAAGUCGCGAGCAGAGCAGGUGUUCAGAGAUUUCCCCAGAUCUCUUCAAUUGAAUCUGGCGGGGACAAUCAACCAAGACACGGAUGCUCCCACCCUACACAUGAGACUUAUAGCCUAUCUUGAACACUUACAGAAUCUCUUCUUCAUUGAGAGACUCUUGAUUCGAAACCAUGCAGCAACGCGAGACGAAAUCCUAUCAAUAAGCUACAGAAUGGUGUCAACGACUCUACUGUACUGGAGAAAUAUGGACCGUCUAUCUGCGCUGAGAACGGACUUCCAGUGGCUCGUAAUGGCAUAUGCAGCCCCCGGAGGCGGCAUCCUCUGCCUGGAGCUCGUUCGGCCCACCAUGACAAGCUUCGCACACGAUCCAUCGCUGAGCCGGUCAAACAUCAUUCAGCAGUUGAGCUUACUGGUAGGAUUCUUGGACUGGGGUGUCUCCAUCGCAACGCCGAACAGGAAGCUCUGCGCAGCAUGCAAGACGAUCAUCGAGCGGGUGCUCGACCACACACUGAACGCGCCUCCGAAUGGUCAUAUCAUGGAUGCGGAUAUGCUGGGGAUGGGCACGCUGAACGAGCUGGAUUUCGAUUUCAAUCUCCUGGACACUUUCGACUGGAUGCCGAUGGAGAUGUCUCAACCUCCAUAGUUUAGUUCAAGGAAAAA
Messenger RNA from Aaosphaeria arxii CBS 175.79, 2042 nucleotides. RefSeq lists its product as uncharacterized. Bases 37 to 2025 code for a protein of 662 amino acids. Gene Ontology annotation, cellular component: nucleus. Lineage: Eukaryota; Fungi; Ascomycota; Dothideomycetes; Pleosporales. Gene Ontology annotation, molecular function: DNA-binding transcription factor activity, RNA polymerase II-specific; zinc ion binding; DNA binding. Gene Ontology annotation, biological process: regulation of DNA-templated transcription; DNA-templated transcription. The transcript has 4 exons. The record is from RefSeq and is a predicted model, not a curated record.